CCCAGUGGAAGCUGGAGGCUGAGUGUGGAGCUGGGGCAUCCUUGUUUUGUUAACCACCGACCCAAAACCAGUGAGGAAAAAAAGAGAAAAAAAACCAAAGUCAAAGCCGUUUAUGCUGAGCUUCUGAGCAGAUAUGGGAUGCAGGUGGGGAGGGGUCGCUCGUCCAUCACUGAGUUAGCUGACUCCGGCUUUUAUAUUUCAACAAUACGUGCAACACUAUGGCUAAGCAGUACGAUGUGCUCUUCCGACUCCUGCUUCUCGGAGAUUCUGGGGUUGGGAAAACAUGUUUGCUAUGCAGAUUCACGGACAACGAAUUUCACCCAUCUCACAUCUCCACCAUCGGGGUCGACUUUAAAAUGAAGACACUACUAAUAGAUGGUAUCAAAGUUCGCAUACAGAUAUGGGACACUGCGGGCCAGGAAAGGUACCAGACCAUCACUAAGCAGUACUACAGACGAGCGCAGGGGAUCUUCCUGGUAUAUGACAUCACGAGUGAGCGAUCUUUCCAGCACAUCAUGAAGUGGGCCAGCGACGUGGACGAGUACGCUCCUGACAAGGUCCAGAAGAUCCUCGUAGGGAACAAGUCAGAUGAAGUGGACAAGAGGCAGGUGGCCACUGAGCAAGGCGUCAAGCUGGCCAAGGCUUAUGGAAUGGACUUCUUUGAGACAAGUGCCUUCACCAAUCAUAAUAUAACAGAGACUUUUACACGACUGGCUGAGCAGGUGCUGGCAGCCAACAAAAAGGACCUGGAUCUACUCCGGAUGUCCGUCAACGACGAGCUCAAUCUCACUGCUCUGGAGGAAGAGGAGGGACUCUGUGACAGUGCUGCUGGCGACCAACGCAAAGGCUGCUGGUGUUAGAGGAAAACCUUGAAUCCUGACUGAACAUAUGUCACACAUGCCACACACUUUGCACACUCCUGGAAAAAUGUGUUUCCUUUUUCUUUUCUUUUUUUCUCACCUGAGGAUGAGGCUCACGUGUCUGUAAUUUUGAUUUCAGCUAGGUUUCAUCUUAGUAUUUUAAUUUAGUUUGGUGGGGCAGGGUCAAAAGUGCCAACAAGUCACUUGAGAGCAGUUUUAAGGGUCAAGCGAGAAAUAUUUUGCUGAACAAAGGCUGUUUGCCUCCUUGUAACUGAAUGUUCACCAUUUUCUGAACAGUUUAGCAUGUCUUUGUAACCAAAUGUGAUCUCUAUCCACUGCAAAUUUGGCAAUGGACACAAAACUUCUAAAAGGGGUGAAAAUGAAAAUUUGAUAAUGUUUUCUUUAUAAGCUACACAGGUGUAGAGUACAGAGGAAUUGGUUGAAAUCCUUUUUUUUUUACCUUUAAAUGCUUUAGAUCCAGUACAAGAAAUUACCACAAGAGGGUGCUAUAUGCAUUGCAAAAACAGCACUCGAGAUGUCCAGCGGUCAUUACAUCCCUGUUUUUCUUCUUCUUCCGUUUGUUUUUGGUUUUAUUUGCACUUUCAGUGGCUUCCUUCAACGGAGCGAAAUGAUUCUGAAUAUAUGCAUCCACUUUAUUGCAUUUUGUUUGCAUUGUUUUCAUGCAUAUCAUGACUACAGAGGAAGUGUUGCAGCUUGUAAUAUUAUCUAAGUGGUCUGAUUUACCAGUCUAUGGCGAGGGAAACAUUGAGAGCAAAAUAAUAUAGUUUCCCUGUAGCAAACAGAAGGUAUUUUUAUUAUUUUAUAGAGUUUGUUUAUAGAAGAAACUAUAGUACAGGUGGAUCGCUGACUGCUUAUUGCAUUGUACAUACCACGUUUUUAAAAGCAAUGUAGAUUGAUAGACUCAUGAGCAAGCGUAUGUCAUGAACUUCACUGUAGAGGGCUGUAUAAAAAGUCCACAUGGGUAUUCUCGAUGGUCUAAAAUAUUCCCUUUGUGAAGAUAAUAAUGUAUCGAUUAUUUUGUUCUUUUAAUAGAUGUUUUGUACAGAGUUCAGUGGAGAUGCCUUUUCUUUUGUUUGCUCACAGAUUUAACAAAGGACAAAUGAGGGUUCUGCAUGCGUUUCACACUCCUUUCCUUUCUUUUUAUUGUAACUUCAAUGAAGUUAAUAUUCACCUAACCGUAAUAUAAGUGAAGCAUUUGACCAGAGUUGCCUGUUUGGAGAGUAGACACAGAAAGAUGAACUUUGGCUACAUUUUUUGCAACUUAGUAUUACUAAAUGCUACUCAAAACAAUUGUUAACGUGUGCAACAUGUGAAGCGGCGGUAUGUCGUGGCGAAUUGUGUUCUGGACUACACUCUAGAUACACAACUUAUCUGUGUUGUUUUCAGGAACUUUAUUUUUCUCUUUCUUUCAGACUACUUUAAUUGCAUUUGUGUAACUAUAUUACAUGCAACAUGUUAACCUUGAAGAAAUGAUGUCUGAUGUUUAUGAGUAAAUACUU
Molecule: messenger RNA, 2380 nt
Organism: Pelmatolapia mariae (spotted tilapia)
Lineage: Eukaryota; Metazoa; Chordata; Actinopteri; Cichliformes; Cichlidae
Gene: rab15
Product: RAB15, member RAS oncogene family
Exons: 7
Coding region: 219-860 (213 amino acids)
Biological process (GO): Rab protein signal transduction
Molecular function (GO): GTPase activity; GTP binding
Source: RefSeq, a predicted model, not a curated record